Molecule: messenger RNA, 2160 nt
Organism: Kluyveromyces lactis
Lineage: Eukaryota; Fungi; Ascomycota; Saccharomycetes; Saccharomycetales; Saccharomycetaceae
Gene: MSS4
Product: 1-phosphatidylinositol-4-phosphate 5-kinase
Exons: 1
Coding region: 1-2160 (719 amino acids)
Biological process (GO): phosphatidylinositol metabolic process
Molecular function (GO): phosphatidylinositol kinase activity
Source: RefSeq, a predicted model, not a curated record
AUGACUGCCGUGCAUAUGGUCCAAGACCCUGGUCCUCCGACUGUCCCACACCUAUCAGACGAUAAGAAUGAGACUGCAGCUUAUAUUAUAGAGACUACAAUUGGGAAGGGUCAAGAUCAACCGCUAAUCCCUAAACGGCUCUCGAAUGUAUCAGUUGUAGACGACGGUGAUAUUAGUCCCAAGCACUUGCCCUCUACAUCAUCUCCCAUAAAGAGAACAGAUUCCGCAGUUGCAAACCACACGACAGCAGUACCGACAACACUGGACACUAACGGAGGCACGAAAUCGGAUAGCAAUGUUCUGUUGCAUAGUAGACACCGAAUGUCCUCGAAAUCGUUACCGAUGCAAAGGAGAAGAUCUACGAGAGACAGUAUACGACAGGGCCCCUAUCAUCCUGGAAAACAUGCAAGAAUUAUACCAAUGGAUUCUAAUUCUUCGUCAGCAAGUUCAUCUUCGUCUUCCUUGCGUUCACUGGAACACCGCCGUACACAAUCCACAUCUUCUCAACGAUCUGUACCCAACAGCACUCAUAAUAUCACUACCAGCUCGAAAGCAGCCAAUCAACGCAUGGCAAGAUCGUCAACAGAUUUGCAUUCACAUUCUAGAAGCAGUGCUAGAUUCAAUCCUGAUUUACCCAAUAAGGCGCUGACACGCUCCCUCGCUUCAUUAGACUUACAACAUUACGAAGGACCGGAAAAUAAUAUCAAUGGCAAUAAUACUAGCGACACCACUCAUCAUGGAACCAGUAAACAACUGAACAAUGACGGGGCUCUUAAGAGAUCAGAAUCAGCCGCGCUGGAAAUACAAAAGAUGAGACAGUCCCUUUUGCAGAAGCGUGAGAUGAGACGUAAGCAAAAAAAGUUCCUAGAUGAUGAUAGAGUGUUGGUUGGCAAUAAAGUAACUGAAGGUCAUGUCAAUUUCAUCAUUGCAUACAAUAUGUUAACUGGAAUAAGAGUUGCUGUUUCAAGAUGUUCCGGGAUCAUGAAACCAUUAACUGAUAAAGAUUUUAAGUUGACUAAAAAAUUAGCAUUUGAUUAUCAUGGAAAUGAACUGACACCAAGUUCUCAAUAUGCGUUUAAGUUCAAAGAUUACUGCCCUGAGGUGUUCAGAGAGUUACGUGCCCUUUUCGGAUUGGAUCCUGCAGACUAUUUGAUGUCCCUAACAUCGAAGUAUAUUUUGAGUGAAUUGAACUCGCCUGGGAAAUCCGGAUCUUUCUUUUAUUUCUCAAGAGAUUACAAGUAUAUCAUCAAAACAAUACAUCAUUCGGAACACAAACAUCUACGAAAAAUUUUGAAAAGGUAUUACGAGCACGUUAAACAAAAUCCUGAUACAUUAAUUUCCCAAUUUUAUGGGUUACACAGGAUAAAGAUGCCAUAUUCGUUUAGAAGCAAGAUCAAAUAUAGAAAGAUUUAUUUUCUUGUCAUGAACAACUUAUUCCCACCGCAUUUACAAAUUCAUAAAACAUUUGACUUGAAGGGGUCUACUUGGGGACGCUAUACCAAAUGUGAAAAGACAGAGGACCCACAACAUUCCCCUGUUUUCAAAGAUCUAAAUUGGUUAGAGAUGAAUGAAAAGAUCAACUUUGGCCCAUUGAAAUCUAAAAAGUUUUUACAACAGUUACAGCAAGACGUGCUUCUAUUGUCUGAACUUAACAUUAUGGACUAUUCAUUACUUUUGGGAAUCCACAAUAUCGAGACAGGCAAUGAUUUGAUUGAAGAGGGGAACAAGAACGACCUCGUUGAUCCUCUAGAAGACUCAAAUGCGAUGCCAAAUCUACUUCCAAGUCAAAGUUCUAGGAGAACUAUUCAUCAACAUAAGAGCCAUCAUCAUCGACGUCAUACUCAUCACUCAGUGAAUCCACCUAUCAACAACACACAGGUAGUGAAGCAUUUCUUCCAACAAGACGAAGGCGGUAUUAGAGCCUCAGAUCAAUUCAACAAUGACUUAAACCAAAUAUAUUUCGUAGGAAUUAUUGAUUGUUUGACGAACUACUCGAUGCUCAAGAGAAUGGAAACACUUUGGAGAAGUAUGAAUCACGAUUUGAAAGUGGUAAGUGCUGUUCCACCCAAAGUUUACGGCGACAGAUUUUACCAUUUCAUUGAAAAUUCAGUUAAUAAACAUUACGACGAAAAUCAACAACAGCCAGGAUAUCACGACUGA